This is a messenger RNA of Gastrolobium bilobum, 1704 nucleotides long. Its product is annotated as probable glycosyltransferase At3g07620. The transcript is spliced from 5 exons. Gene Ontology annotation, molecular function: RNA-DNA hybrid ribonuclease activity; nucleic acid binding; glycosyltransferase activity. Lineage: Eukaryota; Viridiplantae; Streptophyta; Magnoliopsida; Fabales; Fabaceae. The record is from RefSeq and is a predicted model, not a curated record. Bases 1 to 1704 code for a protein of 567 amino acids.
AUGGCUAUUACAGUGCAAGUUCUAAGAGGAAAAUAUUGUAACUCUAAGAGAGGUCCUGAAAUAUUCACCAAAAGGAAGGGUGAUUCUCGACUCUGGAUAAACACAUGUAGAAUGUGGAACACACUUGAUGAUAGUAGCAUUUGGGAAAUUGGAAAUGGUUCCCAUAUUUUGUUCUGUAAUGUUAAAUGGCAAGGUGAAGGCUGUAAUCUUAUUGAGCUUGUGACUAGUGAAGUGCUUGCUGGAGAACUUAAUAAGAAAGUGGCAGACUAUGAACCUCCUGAGGAAGGAUGGAUAAAGAUUAACACAGACGGUGUCGCUCGAGGUAACCCAAGCCCUGCUACAUAUAGAGGGCUUGCUCAAAAUCAUGCAAGCUGCUCGACCAUGAUAGCAGAGUUCUGGGGAAUCAUAAAAAGUCAAGAUAUGGCUUGGGCAGGUGGUUGGCGAAAGGUGAUUAUUGAAAGUGACUCAAGUAAUGCAGUAGCGGUGCUCACAAAAAAUGGUGAAGCUGCUCGUGAGUCCUAUUUGGUGUCUCGGAUAAGGGGAAAUAGAAAAUUGGAGAAGGUUGAAGCAAGUCUUGCAAAAGCUAGAGCCUUGAUAAGAGAAGCUUCAUUGAGAACCAAUGACACCGUGCCUCCUGAAGAUACUGAUUAUGUUCCACAUGGAGACAUCUACAGAAACGCCUUUGCUUUCCAUAGGAGUUACCAGUUAAUGGAAAAGCUCUUUAAAAUCUUCGUAUAUGAAGAGGGAGAGCCCCCUCUAUUUCAUUAUGGUCCCUGCAAGAACAUAUAUUCCAUGGAAGGAAUCUUUAUCAACUUAUUGGAAAGCAAUAACCUGUUUCGGACACAGAAUCCAGAUGAAGCUUAUGUCUACUUUCUUCCGUUUAGUGUUGUGAUGAUCCUUGAGCACCUCUUUCAUCCAGUCAUUCGUGACAAAGCUGUGUUGGGCCGAACUAUUGGUGAUUAUGUUCAUAUAAUAUCCCACAAAUAUUCAUAUUGGAAUAGAAGUUAUGGAGCUGAUCAUUUCAUGCUUUCUUGUCAUGAUUGGGGACCAAGAGCAACAUGGUAUGUUAAGGAAUUAUAUUUUAUUGCAAUCCGGGUGCUAUGCAAUGCAAAUGUCACUGAGCAUUUCAAUCCCAAGAAGGAUGCAUCAUUUCCUGAAAUUAACCUGGUAACAGGGGGAACAACAGGUCUUUUUGGUGGCUAUCCACCAUCAAAUAGAACAAUUUUGGCUUUCUUUGCAGGGCAAAGGCAUGGUAGAAUAAGACCAGUGCUUUUCCAGCAUUGGGAGAACAAAGACAAAGAUGUGCUAGUCUAUGAGAAACUCCCAAAUGGGGUUUCAUACCAUGAAACAAUGAAGAUGAGCAAGUAUUGUAUUUGUCCAAGUGGGUUUGAAGUGGCAAGUCCAAGAAUUGUUGAGGCAAUUUAUGCACAAUGUGUACCUGUGAUAAUAUCACAACAAUAUGUUCUUCCUUUUAGUGAUGUUCUUAACUGGGAUUCUUUCUCAGUUCAGAUUCCAGUGAGUGAUAUACCCAAGCUUAAGGAAAUUUUGUUGGGUAUAUCGGAGGACAAAUAUAUGAGAUUGCAAGGAGGAGUUAAGCAAGUGCAAAGACAUUUCGUGGUGAACAAUCCUCCCAAGAGAUAUGAUGUAUUCCAUAUGAUUAUUCAUUCAAUAUGGCUUAGGAGGUUGAAUGUGCAUGUGAAAUAA